Messenger RNA from Filobasidium floriforme, 1929 nucleotides. Its product is annotated as maltase. Bases 106 to 1902 code for a protein of 598 amino acids. The record is from RefSeq and is a predicted model, not a curated record. Gene Ontology annotation, molecular function: alpha-amylase activity. The transcript has 9 exons. Gene Ontology annotation, biological process: oligosaccharide catabolic process. Lineage: Eukaryota; Fungi; Basidiomycota; Tremellomycetes; Filobasidiales; Filobasidiaceae.
GUGUUCGUGGUAUAAUAACGAUCAACGCCGAAGCAGAUUCCGAGCCAGGGUCAAACGCAUCGACCUGCAUGAGGAAUCAGUGAUCACCGUAUUAUAUGAUCCAAGAUGUCUAGCGACGAGCCAGUCCCCAAACACGAACGCAAGUGGUGGAAAGAAGCAGUCUUUUAUCAGAUCUAUCCGGCAUCUUUCCGAGAGACUCCUCCGAAAGGGGUAUCUCCCGAUUCUUACGCUUACCAGGGCAUCGGGAACUUUGAGGGCAUCAUCUCGUCCCUUGAUUAUCUUCAACAUGAUCUCGGCGUCGAUGCGAUCUGGGUAUCUCCUCACUAUGAGAGCCCGGAGAGAGAUAUGGGAUACGACAUCUCCAAUUACCAGAACGUCAACUCCAAAUACGGCACGUUGGAGGACUGCGACCGGUUGAUCAAAGAGACACAUGCGAGGGGGAUGAAGAUCGUCUUUGACCUCGUUAUCAACCACUGUUCCACCGACCACGCAUGGUUCCAAGAAGCUCGAUCGUCUGUAAACAAUCCGAAACGAGACUAUUUCAUCUGGAGACCUCCUAAAGGCUUUGACGAACAAGGACGGCCGAUCCCGCCGAAUAACUGGGCCGCAGCGUUCGGAGGAAGCGUAUGGGAAUGGGACGAGGGUACGCAAGAGUAUUACCUUCAUCUGUUUGACAAGACACAGGCGGACUUCAACUGGGAAAACAAGGAAUGUCGGCAGGCGAUCUACGACGAAGCGAUUCGGUUCUGGCUCGACCGGGGUAUCGACGGGUUCAGGAUCGAUACCGUCGUGUUGUACUCGAAACAUCUCGACUUUCCUGACGCACCCGUGACCAACCCAUCGGUAGAAUGGCAGCGACCGGACGACCUGGUAGGCUUCGGACCCAGGUUGCUAGAGUUUGUCUCGGAGAUGGUUAGCGAGAGUAUGAGCGGGUAUGGGGAUAUCGUCACCAUCGGAGAAGCGGCCGUACCAGGAGGAGGAGAACGGUUGAGGUCUUUGGUUUCGGCGCGAGAGAACCGUUUGUCUAUGCUAUUCCUAUUCGACAUCGCCCUCCUUGACGCCGGUCGGGACCACGCACAUUUCGCAAGACCGUGGUCGCUGCCCGAAUGGAAACAGCACGUCGUAGAGUAUCAGCGAGUCAUGGAUGGAGGGGAUUGUUGGAAUACCAAUUAUCUCGAGAAUCACGAUCGCGGACGGAGUGUCACCCGAUACGCUUCGGAUGCCCCGGAACAUCGAGUCGCAUCCGGCAAACUGUUGGCUCUCUACCUCUUGACACAGUCGGGCACGCCAUUCAUCUACCAAGGCGAGGAGCUCGGGAUCAUCAAUGCGCCCUUGACUUAUCCGAUCGAAGACUAUAUGGACACGGAGAGCAUCAACUGGUGGGCUUGGAUCAAUCAGACGUACAAGGACGAUCCAGCCACAAUACAAAGAGCUCGAGAGGGCCUGCAGCUGAACGCUCGGGAUCACGCUCGGAUGCCCAUGCAGUGGACGGGUGGAGCUAAUGGUGGAUUCACGGGUGCGAAAGCUUCGCCUUGGCAAAAGAUGAACCCGUGUUACACAUCGAUUAACGUCGAGACUCAGUUGAACGACCCGGCGAGCGUACUCUCCUUCUAUAAACAACUCGUCGCUAUUCGCAAGCGACAUCCCGAUUUGUUCUCCUAUGGCAGGUUCACCAUGCUCGAUGAGCACGACGACGAAACUAUGAUCUGGAUCAAGGACACAGAAGAGGAGACAGGCGAGCAGGCACUAGUCGUACUCAACUUUACACCACGGCGUCUGGAAUUCAAAAUGCCACGAGCAAGGAUGAAGGGCAAUCCAGAGUUGACGAUGUCGACUCAUGAGGGGUCCGAUGAGGAUGUACUAGAGCCGUUUGAGGGCCGAUUGUACUUUUGCAAUGCGUGACCAUCGAUGGAUCAUUGACGUCUGCCG